Messenger RNA from Lactuca saligna, 2155 nucleotides. The record is from the annotation of a GenBank genome assembly. Lineage: Eukaryota; Viridiplantae; Streptophyta; Magnoliopsida; Asterales; Asteraceae.
AUGAAAAUAGAUCCCCUAUUUACGCUUGGCUACAUCUCUUCCAACAACAAGAUUAUAAUAUUCAAAAGUAUUAUCAACUUCAAUAAUUAUCUUCGCUGUAAUUCUUUUUCUUCAAAGUGUGCUUGUAAUUCAGCUUGUAAACCUACUUCUUCAACAACAAUAUUCGCUGCUACCGCUGAUGCUAUGGAAACUCAAUCCUCCAUGGAAUCGUCAGUACAAACAUGCCGUCACUUUGAAUUUAGUGAGAUUCUCUUAGCAACCGCUAACUUUGACGAUGCGUUAGUAAUUGGGAAAGGGGGUUUCGGAAAAGUUUACAAAGGUAACAUUAUCAAUGGAUCAAGUGUUGCGGUUGCUGCCAUCAAACGGUUGGAUUUAGUAUCCUCUCAAGGGGCCUCAGAGUUCUGGGCAGAAGUUGAGAUGCUUUCAAACUUGCGUCACUGUCACCUUGUAUCUUUAUUUGGCUAUUGUAAUUAUGAAAAAGAGAUGAUUCUCAUCUACGAAUAUAUGCCAAAUGGAACGCUAGAAGACCACCUACAUAAACUUGGUACCCCUCUUUCAUGGCUUCAACGACUCAAGAUCUGCAUAGGUGCUGCUCGUGGGUUAGACUAUCUCCACACUGGUACAGGGAUUGAGUUAGGUGUUAUACAUCGCGAUGUCAAGCCCUCAAAUAUUUUGUUACAUGAAAGCUGGUCAGCGAAAAUAUCAGAUUUCGGAUUAUCCAAAAUAGGCCCAACAAAUCAACCAUGUACUUAUAUAAACACACUUGUUAAAGGAACUUUUGGGUAUUUCGAUCCAAAUUAUUUCACAACUGGAAAGCUAACUAGGAAGUCCGAUGUGUAUGCUUUUGGUGUGGUACUGUUGGAAGUGCUGUGUCGUAAGCGUGCAGUUGAUAAUAGUCUUGAUGUGGGCCUGGCAACAUGGGCUCAAGAUUCUAUCAAAGAAGGAAAUUUAAAACAUAUUAUUGAUUCUUCUAUACGAGGUCAGAUAUCCUCAAAAUGUUUGAAGGAGUUUGUUAGAAUUGUAGAGAGGUGUUUGCUUAGUAAUCCAAAGCGGCGUCCUACCAUGGCUGAGGUUGUGGUUGGUCUUGAGUCUGUGUUGACCUUACAAGAGAAAAGGAAUAGUUUGUUGCAACCUUCAGGAAGAACCAUAUUUGGUCGAAUGGUUGAUAGGUUCCCCUCCAUGUCUAGCAGAGAGAACUCUGCCCAUGGUGGUUCAGAUCUAUCAACUAACAACAAAGGGGACAAUAGAAAUGUUGGUGAUACUGUGGUUGACAAUGAAGAUUUCACAAUUCCUAUGCCCAGUUUGAAAGUAUUUAAGUUUGCUGAUCUGAAAAGAGCUACAAGAAACUUUAGUCAACAUUUUCUAUUGGGCAGGGGAGGUUUGGGAGAGGUGUUCUUAGGUUGGGUUGACAAGAACACAUUCGCCCCUUCAAGAGAGGGUGUUGGAAUUGCUGUUGCAGUUAAAAGGUACUCUGAAGAUCUUCCAGAAUGGGAGACAGUGGUGACUGGCUUGGGGGAGUUGUCUCAUCCAAACAUUGUUAGUGUCUUGGGAUAUUCUGAUGAUAAAAAACACCAAUGCUUGCUUGUUUAUGAGUACAUACACAACAGAAAUCUUGGGCGCUUCUUAUUUCAAGAUGAACAUGAUUUUGUUGAACCACUUUCAUGGGGAACACGACUUAUGAUAAUGAUAGGAGUAGCUCGUGGGCUUGCUUUUAUGCAUUCGUCAAAAAAUCAAGUCAUACACGGUCAUGUUGAACCUUCUAAUAUAUAUUUGGAUCAGAAUUUUAAUGCAAAACUAGGGGAUUUUGUGUUGGCAAAAUUUGGCCCAGAAAUCCAGAAGUUGGACAGUAUUACUACAGGAGUUAUGUGUAGCUUAGGUUAUUUCGACUCACAAUAUCUAAGCACAGGCCACUUGACUAUGAAGAGUGACAUUUAUAGCUUUGGAGUGGUGUUGUUGGAAACCUUAAUAGGCCAUCGAGCAAGGAGUAUAGAGUGGCCUAUAUCUGAGUUUAAUUUAGUAGAUAGAGACAAGGCCUUCAAGUGAGGAAGUUUUGCAAAGCUUAGAACAAUUGCAUGUUGUCAAAAGCUAAUGCAUAGAAGUUUGGACAUUUUCUUGAAAUCAAAGAAAGGAUGUGUCAAAGAAAACCCAGGUUCAU